AUGGAUGACUCCGAAGACUGGCUCAACACCGGCCUAACUGGCAACGGCUGGGUACCACCUUACCUCGACCUCAACGACGUGAUCCAUAGCCCCGACUUCUACUCCGGCGUCAGCUCCCGAUGCCAGCAAUACGACAGCUACUUCCAAAAAGCCGGCGACGGGCACGGCAUCGACCCCGUGAUCCUCGCGUCCUUCUGCAACGCCGACGCAGGCGGCCCAACACCCGGCCUUAUGCAAGUCUCGUGCGCCAACUACCCGAACGGGGUCUGCACGGACAGCAUCCAGGAUAACGCUGACGCCGGGGCGAAUUACCUGCGCGGCCAGCUCGCUCGAUGAUACGGAUGGGAAUGCGGUGUCGGCGUUUGGGAAGUAUAAUGGCUGGUUCACGGCGGGGUUGGGGCUGAAUGGGAAUCGGGAACUCACGACGCAUUAUCCGUGCUCGCCGGAGGGGAAUGUUCCGUGGUAAAUCGUUUGAGCCUUUGAUGCUUCUUAUUGAUUGGUCCGAUGCUUUACUUAUUCGGUACCUAGUAUUUAAGGCAGCAACUCCACUUCGCCAAUGGUUGAACAACACCGAUGGAUCAAAUAUCAUAUCUUCUUCGCUGCUUCUUUUAUCUUUAGAAUCAGGGUACACUAAUCGUGUCUAUCUGCCGCUGCGAUCCAUCGAAAAUCCAGGAAAAUGCCAGAAUACCCA
Messenger RNA from Pseudogymnoascus destructans, 691 nucleotides. RefSeq lists its product as uncharacterized. Lineage: Eukaryota; Fungi; Ascomycota; Leotiomycetes; Thelebolales; Thelebolaceae. The transcript has 2 exons. The record is from RefSeq and is a predicted model, not a curated record. The coding region runs from base 1 to 336 and encodes 111 amino acids.